Pristis pectinata (smalltooth sawfish) is the source of this 3863-nucleotide messenger RNA. RefSeq names its product phosphorylase kinase, beta (gene phkb). Gene Ontology annotation, biological process: glycogen metabolic process. The record is from RefSeq and is a predicted model, not a curated record. Gene Ontology annotation, cellular component: phosphorylase kinase complex. NCBI's taxonomy places the organism in Eukaryota, Metazoa, Chordata, Chondrichthyes, Rhinopristiformes, Pristidae. Gene Ontology annotation, molecular function: calmodulin binding.
GAUACCGUACACACUUAAAAAGGAAAGUUGACGCAGGUUGUCUCGAAAACUUUGGUGGGGAGGGGAACGCUUCGCGACAGUGCCGUCUGGGAGAAACUUUGAACCAGUAUGGAUGAUUUGCGUUGGAUAUUGACAGAUUUCAGAAAGAGAUCGAAACGUGCAGCAAGAGAAGCCUGUUUUUGAAAGUUGAAAAUGGAGGUAACCAACUUUGAUGACAACCCCACCUACAUUCAUAAUUGCACACCACUGGAUUCUGUGUAUGAACCUGCUAAAACUGUACUCCAGGCACCGGAGGAUGAAAGUUUGUCAGACAAACUUGACAGAUAUUACAAAUAUGUAAAAUCAACUGUACUGAACUAUCAGAGUGCUGCUACAGGUCUUUUCCCUACCAAAACAGUUGGCAAUUGUAAUAAAGCAAAAGUUAGAGAUUGCCUUUAUUGUGCCGCCGGUGUUUGGGCUGUUGCGCUUGCUUAUAGGCGCAUUGAUGAUGAUAAGGGAAGGACUCAUGAGUUGGAAUAUUCUGCUAUAAAAUGUAUGCGUGGAAUUCUUUACUGCUACAUGCGUCAAGCUGAUAAGGUGGAAAGUUUCAAACAGAACCCAAGUCCAUCAAACUGCCUGCAUUCUGUGUUCAAUGUCCACACAGGUGAUGAAGUGUUAUCUUAUGAUGCCUAUGGGCACCUUCAGAUUGAUGCUGUAUCUUUGUUCUUGCUGUAUUUGGUGGAAAUGAUUUCCUCAGGAUUACAGAUUAUCUACAAUACAGAUGAGGUAUCUUUCAUUCAAAAUCUUGUUUUCUGUGUGGAAAGAAGCUACCGCAGACCAGAUUAUGGUAUGUGGGAAAGAGGAAGUAAGUACAACAAUGGGAGCACUGAACUGCAUUCAAGUUCAGUUGGUAUGGCCAAAGCUGCUUUGGAAGCAAUCAAUGGAUUUAAUCUCUUUGGAAAUCAGGGUUGUUCUUGGUCUGUCAUUUUUGUUGAUUUUGAUGCUCACAAUCGGAACAGACAAACCCUUUGUUCACUUCUUCCACGAGAAUCUAGGUCCCAUAAUACAGAUGCUGCCCUACUGCCAUGUAUAAGUUACCCUGCCUUUGCAGUAGAUGAUGAUGCCUUGUUUGAUCAAACUCUUGAGAAAGUUGUUCGCAAACUGAGAGGAAGCUAUGGAUUGAAACGCUUCUUAAGAGAUGGAUACAGAACUGGAUUGGAGGACCAUUCGCGGCGUUAUUACAAACCAGCCGAAAUCAAGCUGUUUGAUGGCAUUGAAUGUGAAUUUCCUCUGUUUUACAUUUAUUUGGUAAUUGAUGGAGUAUUUAGAGGAAAACCUGAUCAAGUAAAAGAAUACAUGAAACUCCUUGAGCCAUUGCUUCAUCAGUCAUAUGAAGGCUGUCCCAUCAUUGCUUUGCUCUCUGUACCGAAGUACUAUUAUGUGCCGGCUGACUUUAUUGAAUUAGAAAAGGAAUCACCUGGCAGCCAAAAGCGUUUUCCUAACAGCUCUGGACGUGACGGAAGUCUCUUCUUGUGGGGACAGGCAUUGUACAUAAUUGCAAAGUUGCUUGUGGAUGAACUGAUCAGCCCGCAGGACCUGGAUCCUUGUAGGCGUUACAUUCCUCCAAAGGAACAAAGGAAUAUAAGCAUGAGAUAUUCCAACCAGGGUCUUUCAGAAAAUGAUGUGGUUGUUCAUGUGUCCCUGAUUGCUGAAAGCCAGCGCCUUCAAGUAUUUCUCAACACAUUUGGAAUACAGACACAGACACCUCAGCAGGUGGAGCCUAUCCAAAUAUGGCCUCAACAAGAGCUUGUGAAGGCCUAUCUCCAUCUUGGUGUCAAUAAAAAACUUAAUUUGUCUGGAAGACCAAACAGACCCAUUGGGUGCAUUGGAACAUCAAAGCUUUAUAGAAUUCUAGGAAAAACAAUUGUUUGCUAUCCCAUUGUUUUUGAUUUGAGUGACUUUUACAUGGCUCAAGACGUCAUGCUGCUGAUUGAUGAUAUUAAGAAUUUACUACUGUUUAUUAAGCAAUAUUGGAAAAUGAAUCGACGUCCUCUAUUCCUCGUACUGAUCCGUGAAGAUAACAUAAAGGGAAGUCGACUCAAUCCUAUUUUGGACAUGUUGGCAGCUUUUAAAAAUGGCAUCAUUGGAGGAGUAAAAGUUCAUGUCGAUAGACUUCAGACAUUAAUAUCUGGAGCAAUCAUAGAACAGCUUGAUUUCCUUCGGAUAAGUGAAGAGGAAGAAAUUCCACAAUUCAUAGGUCUAGAGGAACUGGAAUUCCCAAAGCAUUCAAAAGUGAAGCGUAAGCCAAGUAUAGCAGCUGGUACUGACCUAGUGGAACAUAUGGAGAUAAAUCUGAACGAUUGGAUGUUUUCCCCCACAUCGGAAAUUCUCCAUAAACUAUCUGAAUCCACCAACCUUGCCACCCAAGCUAUGCUCUUGAGUAUUUUGCUGAAGCGAGAAGGACCUAAUUUCAUAACUGGAGAAGGUAUGGUUAUCGAUCGUUUGGAAAAAAUUUAUCAACGAUCAGGCAGCAGAAAACACUGGUCUAUUGUACGCUUCACAGCAAGUGUUUUAGGUAAACAAGUGGACAGCCUUGCUCCAUCAAUUACUAGGGUUUUAGUUCAGGGUAAACAAGUGACGAUUGGGGUAUUUGGUCAAGAGGAGGAGGUGAUUUCAAACCCCUUAUCACCAGCAGAAAUAAAGAACAUUGUCUAUACUAACUGUGCCAAACAUGAUGUAAGGGAGGCAGUGCUUCAGCAGGAACUUGUCAUUCAUAUUGGUUGGCUUAUCUCUAAUUCUCCAGAACUCUUCCAUGGCAUGCUGAAAUUUAGAAUUGGAUGGAUCAUCCACGCUAUGAAACAUGCUCUCAAGGUUCGAGGUGAGAAUCUACCCACAGAUUAUCUGUACCAGAUGUCACCAAGUGAUGUUAAAAAGCUUUUACUGGAUAUUCUGCAGCCUGAUGAAAAGGAAAGGUCAUGGCUGAACAGGCGUCAUCUUGAUGGCUCCCUAAACCGUACACCAAAGGGCUUUUAUGACAGAGUAUGGCAGAUUCUGGAGAGGACACCAGAGGGCAUCAGAGUAACUGGAAAGCACCUGCCCCAACAACCAACUUUAUCAGAUAUGACCAUGUACGAGAUGAACUUUUCUCUCCUCGUAGAAGACACAUUGCAGGACAUCGUACAGCCUGAAUAUCGACAGAUCAUUGUUGAGUUGAUUAUGGUAGUUUCUGCUGUGUUGGAGCGCAAUCCUGAACUGGAAUUUGCUGCUGAAGUGAAUUUGGACAAUCUGGUCAAAACCGCUUUUGAUGAAUUUAAGAAUGACAAAAGAAGGCUGGAGCAUGUUGAACUUAAAGUGAGUAAGCUUCACGACAUGACUGACUUCUACAAUACUCCUCCAUUGGGUAUGAGAGGGACAGCCAGCUACUUGAUGAAGGCUGUGAUGAACACAUUACUUGAGGGUGAAGUUAAAUCAGGCCCCGAUGAUCCCUGUGUGAUAUGCUGAAGAUAUGAACUUGAAAAGUAUGCAUGUACAUGUGAUUUAUGAUGUGUGCGAAUGCAUGUUAAUACCAUGAUGCUACUCAAUGUAAUUCAAGGCACAUUACAAUACAUCAGUUUGUCAGAUUUCAGCUGUUUUUGUGCAAGGAGAAUGAUUUCAUUAAACUGGCAAUGUAUUCUGUAGAAACAAAAAUGAGGUAAUUUAAAUAUUGCACGUGUAUGAAAGAGGUUAUGUUCGAUAAAUGAAACAUUCAUUUACACUUUAGCACUGUUUAGUCAGUAUGUUGCUUUAUAUAAAGUUAAGAUAUUGGCUUUUAAAUGUUUAGAAUUUGCAUGUGCACCAAUGUUACAAGCUAUAAUUGUUAAAUAAAAAUGGGAUGUUUAAAACUG